UAUACAAUAAAUUCAAUUUAAGAAGACCAUAACAGAAAACAUAAAGAGAAAAAAAUGGAAUUCAGAUUUGAUUUAAAACCAAUUUUCUCACAACCAAUAGCAAGGGUUGGAGUUAAUCUAUUACCACAUACUUUUCGUGGGGAUCGUAGAUCGGCAUUAGAUACAUCAACAAAAAUGCAAGAAAUUAUUAAUACCGUAGGUGAAAAUUCAGCUAGAGCUCAGGGUUUAUCAAAAGCUGUAACAACAGCACAAAAAUUACGUCAAUCUGAAAAUCAAAAAAUUUAUUUAUUGGUUGAUGUUGAUGAUGGUAAAAGGGGCUCUGUAAUUGGUAUGCUUAAAGUUGGUAACAAAUCAUUAUAUGUAUUUGAUCAAACUGGUACAACACAAAUGGUUGAAGCACCAUGUAUAUUAGAUUUUUAUAUACAUGAAUCACGUCAAAGAGCUGGUCUCGGUAAAGAUUUAUUUGAAACAAUGUUACAAGAGGAACAAUGGGAUCCACGUAAAUUGGCAAUUGAUAGACCAUCAGAUAAAUUAUUGGGUUUUUUGAAAAAACAUUAUGGAUUAGAAAAAACCAUUCCACAAAUGAAUAAUUUUGUUAUAUUUGAGGGAUUCUUUGAUAAAACUGAAAAUGGUAAUGUUAUUAAUAAUAACAAUUACGAUAAUCAGAAUAUUAAAAUAACAAGCAGCCCUAACACAGCCCUAUUUGGCCCACUAAUAACAUCAGAUGAUCGAUUAAGGAGAAGUAGAGCAGAAAACACAGCCUCUCUAAAUCCAUUAACUGGUAUACAAAAUAAUCCAAUAGGUCGAUAUGCUGCAGCCCGACCAACAUGCAGUAUGGCAGAGAUAAUUCAUAGUACAUCAGCAAAAAAAUCAACAGGAGAACCAAAUAGUUACACGCCAUCAAAUGAUGAUCAACAAUCACAUGUUACAGCUGAUGAUAUUGAAAAUGUUCGAUCUGAUUUUGAACAAAUUGAAGUAUCUGAUUUAGUUACAGAACCAGAUGAAAAUGGCCCUGAACCUGUUGAACCCGAUACAGAACCAGAAGCUGAAAUACAAAAUGAACCUGAAACAGAACAAGAAUUAAAUGAUACAGUAUCAGAAACUGGUACAAAUGGUCCAACACCAUCAGUACAUUCUGAUGCAGCUGGUACACCAACAAUUAAUUUAGAUUCAUCAAAACGACAAACAUUAGUUAAUGAUCGUUAUCGUGGUAAUAAACAACAUACCGGAAUGAAAAAUAUGUCAUUUGGUGUUGGUGCUGCUGUAACACCAACAACAAAAAUGGAAUUUUAUCAAGAGCAACCAGCUGAUUUUGGUAUUGUUAAAAUUAAUCAACCAGGUGGAAAAUCAUUUAAUUCAUCAAAUGAUGAUAAUGCAUCAGUUAUAUCAUCAGUUACAUCUGGUGAUGGUUUUACUGGACAAGGAUAUUAUGAUUUGAAAUUUCAUCACAAUAAAUUAUGGUAAAAUAGAUGCAUGUAUAAAAAAAGAAAUAAAGAUGAGAAUUUCAUUAUAAUAAAAUUUAAUUGUACGGUAUUAUGUAAAAUCAUAAUUAUAAUAAUAAUAUUCUAUCAAAAGAAAAUAUUGAAAAGAAGAAAUUUAAUAAUAUUAAAAUGGAAUUAUGGCAAGAUACACAUAGUAUUUAAUUAUUAAGAUGUGAAAAUUUAUAUAAUUUUUAAUAUUUACUAUAUAUUGAUUAAUAUAAAAGAAAAUUUUUAUUUUGCAUAUAUGGGCCUUUGCUUGUAAAAAUGUAAUAUUUUUAAAGUACCUGUUAUAAUUUAAAAUUUUGUUUUGUUUUCUUCAUUAGAAAGUUAUUGUAAAAAUAUUAUUUAGCAUUUAUUUAUAAGUAUUUAAUAAUUAAAAUUUAAAAAUUAUAAUUUAUGUAAUUUUGCACAUUAUUUGA
Molecule: messenger RNA, 1900 nt
Organism: Condylostylus longicornis
Lineage: Eukaryota; Metazoa; Arthropoda; Insecta; Diptera; Dolichopodidae
Product: alpha-tubulin N-acetyltransferase
Exons: 6
Coding region: 55-1464 (469 amino acids)
Biological process (GO): alpha-tubulin acetylation
Cellular component (GO): microtubule
Molecular function (GO): tubulin N-acetyltransferase activity
Source: RefSeq, a predicted model, not a curated record